AUAAAUAAAGGCUGUGUUUUCCCUGUGGCCCAAUACCGCCCGUGAUGUUUAAGCAUAGGGAGAAUACUGAGGCUCAGACUGGGAUGGCUGUGGGAUGGCGAGGAUGCAGGCUGCAUCUCCUGCUUUGUGGGGCCACCUGGAGCAGCCUCAGUCUUGGCACCCCUCUCACCAGGAGGGGAGAGCUUGCUUGGCACAAAGCACCCGGCCUAGACAGAUGUGUUCAGUCCCUAACUGAGGGCACAGCUGACAGAUGAAAGGGAGCCUGAAGAAUUCAGUAAUGAUGACAGAGCUGGGAGGACAGUUACCAUCCACUGGCCCUGUCCCCUCACACCUUUAAGCCCCAGUCUCUUGCAGAUCCUGACCUGGCAUCUCUGUACCCUCCAAUCCCCCAAGUUGGGCCUGAGCAUGGGUGCUACCUUACAGAAUUUGAAUAAUUCAGGUCCCAGUGACCUGAGGUGUCAGUUUCAGUUGCUCUGUUCCCAUGGACACAGGUGUCCCAACUCUGUAAUUAAGCUAAUGAAAGGGAAAGGGGGCACGGCCUUCUGUCCUGUGCCUCAGAAGGCUCAGGGCUGAUGGAGUCCCUGUCCCUGUCUUGCUGAGAAUGCGCCAGGCUCCCCCAGAGUCAGGUGUGGGGAAGGGCUUGAGGAAGUCAAGGGGGCUGAAAUAGAGGCAGGAGAAAGGAAGAGAGAGAGGAAGACCAGAGUCAGGGAGGCAGAGACCAAGAAAGAGUUACAGAGGGACGGCUAGAAGGAAAUCGAGACAGAGAGGCUGAGUGAGAGGUAAAGGGGGUGGGGGGCGAAGAACAGGGCAGAGGCAGAGGCCAGAAGAGAAGGAGAAACAGUAGAUGCCAAGGCCCAAGGACUAAAAUCCCAGGGCAGGUACAAAUAGCAGGGUCAAGGAACUGGAAGGGCUGCAGGACUCCCUGCAGGGUAGUUGGACUCAACAGAGAUCCCAGUCUUCCUUCUGCCUUGCAGGGACUGUCUACACCAUCCUUGCCAGCAGGGCCUGAUGCUGCCGUAGGUCAGGCCAGGAGGCUCCUGUCCAGAGACCUGCCCUUCCUCUGGCUGCGGCAAGGCCAUGGGGCCCGGCAGCCACCGCCUCAGCCUCAGCAUCUCUGUCUCCAGUCUGGGCCUUCUGCUUCUGCUCCCACUCCUGCCAGAGUGCUUCGGAGCUGAGGGCAGGCUGGCACACAAGCUGUUCCGAGACCUCUUUGCCAACUACACAAGUGCCCUGAGACCUGUGGCAGACACAGACCAGGCUCUGAACGUGACCCUGGAAGUGACGUUGUCCCAGAUCAUCGACAUGGAUGAGCGGAACCAGGUGCUGACCCUGUACCUGUGGAUCCGACAGGAGUGGACAGAUGCCUACCUACGAUGGGACCCUGACGCCUAUGGUGGCCUGGAUGCCAUCCGCAUCCCCAGCAGUCUCGUGUGGCGACCGGACAUCAUACUCUAUAACAAGGCGGAUGCGCAGGCGCCAGCCUCAGCCAGCACCAACGUGGUCCUGCGGCACGACGGCGCCGUGCGCUGGGACGCGCCGGCCAUCACGCGCAGCUCGUGCCGCGUGGACGUGUCGGCCUUCCCAUUCGACGCGCAGCGCUGCGGCCUGACGUUCGGCUCGUGGACGCACGGCGGGCACCAGCUGGACGUACAGACGCGCGGCGCCGCCGCCAGCCUGGCCGACUUCGUGGAGAACGUGGAGUGGCGUGUGCUGGGCAUGCCGGCCCGGCGGCGCGUGCUCACCUACGGCUGCUGCUCCGAGCCCUACCCGGACGUGACCUUCACGCUGCUGCUGCGCCGCCGCGCCGCCGCCUACGUGUGCAACCUGCUGCUGCCCUGCGUGCUCAUCUCGCUGCUGGCGCCUCUCGCCUUCCACCUGCCCGCCGACUCGGGCGAGAAGGUGUCGCUCGGCGUCACCGUGCUGCUGGCGCUCACGGUCUUCCAGCUGCUCCUGGCCGAGAGCAUGCCGCCGGCCGAGAGCGUGCCGCUCAUCGGAAAGUACUACAUGGCCACCAUGACCAUGGUCACCUUCUCCACAGCGCUCACCAUCCUUAUCAUGAACUUGCAUUACUGUGGUCCCAGUGCCCGCCCAGUGCCAGCCUGGGCUCGGACCCUCCUGCUGGGACGCCUGGCGCGGGGCCUGUGUGUGCGGGAACGAGGGGAGCCCUGUGGGCAGUCUAGACCUCCUGAGUCAUCCCCCAGCCCCCAGCCUCCUGACAGAGAAGCUGGCCCACCAGCAGGCCCUUGCCAUGAGCCUCGGUGUCUGUGCCAUCAGGAAGCCCUGCUGCACCAUGUAGCCACCAUCACCAACACCUUCCACAGACACAGGGCUGCCCAGCGCUGCCAUGAGGAGUGGAAGCGCCUGGCCCGUGUCAUGGACCGUUUCUUCCUGGGCAUCUUCUUCUCCAUGGCUCUGGUGAUGAGCCUUCUCGUGCUGGUGCAGGCCCUGUGAAUCCCAGGGGUCUGCUGCAGCCACAGCACCUCCAGACGGGGAUGGAAUGGCCAGGCCAGGUGGUGGUUGGCCCUCAGGCCACUCAGUCUCUCUCCACUGGCCCUCAGAGCCUGGGACAUCCUCUCUUCAGCGCUACUUACUUCACACACCAGAGGGAGUACUCAUUGUCUCUGUACCCUAACCUCCAAGGGAAAGCCAGAGCUUUCCGCUCCCCUGAUUCCUGCAGAGGAGGGACUCUAAGAAGGGUCAAGAUCAAAGGGCAGUCCUGCAGGGACAGAACUGAACUCCGAUGCUGAGUGUUAGUGCUUUCAGUGAGGAGAGUGCAGGUAGUACAAACAGAACUGCCACACUUCCUGUCUUCUCUUCCUUCCUCUGUGGCUGCUGUUACAGGGACUUGGUCUUGCCUGUCCCUACCUGGGGGCUCAGGGAUGGCAACUGGGAAUUCAGGAUUCCUGGUCCAGUUUCCAGAGCAGGAGGCCACGCAAGGAUUUGGCCCCAAAGCCCCGAAUGAUAAUAAAGUGU
Molecule: messenger RNA, 2973 nt
Organism: Aethalodelphis obliquidens (Pacific white-sided dolphin)
Lineage: Eukaryota; Metazoa; Chordata; Mammalia; Artiodactyla; Delphinidae
Gene: CHRNA10
Product: cholinergic receptor nicotinic alpha 10 subunit
Exons: 5
Coding region: 1078-2451 (457 amino acids)
Biological process (GO): monoatomic ion transmembrane transport
Cellular component (GO): postsynaptic membrane
Molecular function (GO): acetylcholine-gated monoatomic cation-selective channel activity; transmembrane signaling receptor activity
Source: RefSeq, a predicted model, not a curated record